AUGCAUCUCACAUCCGUCCUCGCCACCUCGCUGGCCCUGGUCUCCCUCCCAGGAACCAUGGGCUACCCCGGCAUGGGCGAGCAAAUGGCCGAAAUCAUGACCCGUAAGAGCGACGCCGGCGACUCCACCGAGCUCCUCGGCGACCUCCUCACCCUCAAUGACAGGGAUCUCACACCUGUCGGCAAGGACAUCAAGAAGAUGCUCCAGGGAAAGGGGAAUCCCGAAUCCAAUGACCGCUACAGCAGAGUCCCCGACCUGGCCUCGGACUACUGCAAAAAGGAUACGUGCUGCGUCUGGCGCUACGUCGCCGACGACAUGUACCAGUUCAUGGCCGGCACGUCGGGCCGUUGCACGAGUCUGGCUCGCGGCGCCGUCCGCCUCGGUUUCCAUGACGCCGGUGCGUGGUCCAAGGCCACAGCAUCCCAGGGCGGCGGCGCCGACGGCAGUAUUCUGCUUGCCCCCGGCGAGAUUGACCGCUUCGAGAACCGCGGUCUGCAAGAGAUUGCUGCCAAGCUGCAGGAGCUGUACGGAAAGUACAAGUCCUUGGGCUGGGACAUUGGUAUGGGUGACUUCAUCCAGAUGGGUGCCACCGUCGCAACAGUCGUCUGCCCCCUAGGCCCCCGCAUCAAAUCCUACGUCGGCCGCAAGGACAGCGCCAACGGCGCCGCCCCCGGCCUCCUCCCGAGCCCCUUUCAGCCGGCCGACCAGCUCAUCCAGCUCUUCCGCGACAAGACCAUCGGCCCGCACGGCCUCGUCGCCCUGCUCGGCGCGCACACCACCAGCCAGCAGAGGUUCGUCAACACUACCCGCGCCGGCGACCCUCAGGACAGCACGCCGGGCGUCUGGGACGUCCUGUACUACAAGGAGACGCUCAACCCCAACUCGCCGCCCCGCGUCUUCAAGUUCCCUAGCGACAUCUCCAUCUCGCAACACCCCGAGACGGCCAAGGAGUUCAAGGAAUUUGCGGGCCCCGGCGGACAGAACCACUGGAACGAGGACUAUGCUCGUGAAUAUAUCCGCCUCUCCCUUCUGGGCGUCAACAAUAUCAACCAGCUCACCGAGUGCACCAAGGUCCUGCCCCCUGCCGUGAACGGUUUCCGCGCCGUUGACCAGUUCAAGCUCGACAAGUGGCUCAACAGCGUCGGCAACAAGGGCGCUGCCAAGAAGGUUGCCGAGGAUCUUCAGAAGGGCGAUCCCGCUUCUGUCGAGGUCCCUCCUGUCAACAACCGCAACUAA
Colletotrichum orchidophilum is the source of this 1236-nucleotide messenger RNA. RefSeq names its product peroxidase. Gene Ontology annotation, molecular function: peroxidase activity; heme binding. Bases 1 to 1236 code for a protein of 411 amino acids. The record is from RefSeq and is a predicted model, not a curated record. Gene Ontology annotation, biological process: hydrogen peroxide catabolic process; cellular response to oxidative stress; response to reactive oxygen species. The transcript has 3 exons. NCBI's taxonomy places the organism in Eukaryota, Fungi, Ascomycota, Sordariomycetes, Glomerellales, Glomerellaceae.